AGUUCUAUUCGGUCAGUUUUCUUCUCCUCAUCAAAACCAUUUGCAACUUUACAAGUUACAACAUACAGAGUACAGACAGCCGUUUUUCGCUAAGAAUCUUACUUUCAAGAAAAUCUUGAGGAGGGGAGAGUGUGAGUGUGAGUGUUGAGUAAGAAUGCUGAAGUUCCUAUCAAGAGUUCGGAUCGAGUUCAAUGCCUUGGACCCACGCACAGCCUCGUGCAUGGAAUUCUUGGCACAGUGCAACGCUCCCAAGGCCAAAGAGUCCAACCCUGCUUGUCAAAUCCAAGUCAAACGCCGAACCGACGACCACCCUCCCCAAAUCACCGUCACUUUCGUCAACGGAGUCGAAGAGGUUUACGACGCCACAUCCACACCGGCCCAGACCAUAAGGACUAUGAUUCUCGAUAAGGGUCAGUCCCUCGAGACCGAGCAAAUGUUCCGUGAAGCUGGUGAGGCUUGGCCUGUUUUUAUCCCCGAAGAGGAGCUCCGCCAGCACGCGCCUGGCACCAAGCCGAGGAAAGCAGAAGAGAAGAAGCAGUAAAUGUAUCUUAUCUGAUGUACAUAUAGCUUGGGAUCAUUAUGGAUGGUGGGUAGUCAGAUUUUGCUUCACAGAACAUUUCAUUUUUGGAAAGAAAAUGCCAUGUCAGACCUGAUGUUGAACUAUUCUUUUGGUUUGUGCUGCUAGCAUGUUUGUUCUGCUUCACCAUGGAUGCAUCAGGUGAAUCACUGUGAUUUAAUUGAAUCCUUGCUGUAUGAGUUGUGGAUGUUUGGAAGUCUUUUUGCUCCUUUGUUUCAUCCUCUUAUGAUCAUAAAAGAAAGAGUUGUGUGCAUAA
Messenger RNA from Quercus lobata, 833 nucleotides. RefSeq lists its product as uncharacterized. The coding region runs from base 155 to 541 and encodes 128 amino acids. The record is from RefSeq and is a predicted model, not a curated record. The transcript has 2 exons. Lineage: Eukaryota; Viridiplantae; Streptophyta; Magnoliopsida; Fagales; Fagaceae. Gene Ontology annotation, cellular component: mitochondrial large ribosomal subunit.